Molecule: messenger RNA, 1548 nt
Organism: Magnusiomyces paraingens
Lineage: Eukaryota; Fungi; Ascomycota; Dipodascomycetes; Dipodascales; Dipodascaceae
Exons: 2
Coding region: 1-1548 (515 amino acids)
Source: RefSeq, a predicted model, not a curated record
AUGAAAUUCUCUAACAUUGCUGUUGCUGCUUACGCUGCUUACGCUUUUGCUGCUCCUGUUGCUGAGGCUAAUCCUGAUGCUCUUGCUUUUGCUGAGGCCCAUGCUGAUGCCGAUGCCUCUGCUGAAGCUGAAGCCGGAUUUUUGAAGAAGCUCUUGAAGCUCAAGAAGUGCAAGUACUUCGGCACUUGCUCUACCACAACUGUUGUUCCUGUUGUGACAACACCUUCCACCACCACUACCACCACCGGUACAACUGGUUCUGGAGGCUCUGGCGGCUCUGGCGGUGCUGGCGGUGCUGGUGGCUCUGGUGGUUCAACAACUGGUACUACUAAUGGCAAUAGCGGUACUACUAAUGGUAAUAGCGGUACUACUAAUGGUAAUAGCGGUACUACUAAUGGUAAUAGCGGUACUACUAAUGGUAAUAGUGGUACUACUAGUGGCAAUACAAGCGGUCAAACCACCACCAACAACAGUGGUCAGACUAACACUUCUAACAAUGUUGCUACCAAUACUAACACUGCCAACAAUGUUAACAACAACACUAACAACAAUAGCAAUACUAACAAUAAUGCCAACAACAACAACAAUAACAAUGCCAACACUAACGAUAACACCAACGGAAACACCAACAACAAUGGUAACACCAACGUUAGUGGCAACACCAAUGGUAACACUGGUCUUAACAGCAACACUAACUACCAGGUAAAUUUUGCUUCUGCUUUCAACGUUGCUACCUUCUACGUUCUUCCUAGUGGUCUCAUCACCUUAUCUGCUGGCUAUGGUGGAGUUGCAUUCAGCUUCACCAUCAGCGGCACUUCUUUGAUUGCAUCUGCUCCUGGCUUUAGCAAUGGUUAUGUCAUUGUCAACAGCAAUGGUGCUUUGCAGGUUGUCAGCAGUAGCACUUACACUGUCACUUGGAUUUCCGAGGGUGGUUACGUUACUCCCUCUGGCGGCACCAUUGUUGCCUGCCCUGACAAUGCUGGCAGCUACAUCCUUUACAGCAACGUUUCUUGCUCUGGUGGAAAAGUUGUUGCCUUCCUUACUGAUGCUGCAGAAUGGAUCCCCAAAGUUGACCCUACUUAUUCAGUGCUUGACACAGAUUCUUGGUACAAGGCUGUACUUCAGGAAAUACCUAAUACGGCAUCGAUUGAAGACUUGAAAGAAACUCUCUACAAUUUUAAUGAUUACCAUAUUGUUUUGAAUACCGAACCCAAAAUCAUUAGCAGAAACCAAUUUACCCAAACAGCAUUGGUUUCAUUCAGAAAUGCCCAAGACUAUGCAAAGUGUGCUGAUAAUCUUAUUAUCCAGUACACAAAAGUUAAAGUUAGACCUUUUAUUAGCAGAAAAAAAACUCCUGAAGAACUCCAAGCUAUGCGUAAUAAGAUACGAUUAUUGAAAAAUGAAUCAGACAAAAAGGAUAAUGAGGCCCAUCCUGUUUCCACUGACGACUCACAAGAUGAACCGAUGAAAGAAACAAAUAUUGAAGAACUAGAUGAAUCCAAUGAGGAAGAAAACGAAAACAAUUCUAUUACAUCCAAUGAAUUAUAA